AUUUGUCGAUGCCUGCUAAAAUUGCCUGUACGCGUUUGUUCCACCUGACCAUGCAGAACGACACACUGCAAGGAUUAGUCUAGUUUCUAAAGAUCACUGCUUUUUUAUAGAUCAUAUUUACCGGAAUCGCUUUAUUCACUUUAGCUGGUGUUUCUAAGAAAAGGAACAGGGAAGAAAGGAAAGAAGGAACCCCUCAAGCAGAGCCAUGUCCUUCAGGAGGGGUGUUGUCAGGCAGAGUAAGUUCAGGCAUGUGUUUGCCCAGGCUUGGAAGGCUGAGCAUUGCCUUGAUGAUGUCAGAGUAUCACGCGUGACAUGGGAUGGUCCACUGUGUGCUGCCAAUCCCAAGUUCAUUGCUGUUGUCAUUGAGGCCGGAGGAGGCGGAGCCUUUCUUGUGCUACCGCUCGCCAAGAGCGGCCGAGUGGACCAGAACACCCCGACCGUGUGCGGUCACGCCGCUCCGGUGCUGGAUGUGCAGUGGUGCCCACAUGAUGACAAUGUUAUUGCCAGUGCCUCAGAGGACUGCACUGUCAAGAUUUGGCAGAUUCCUGACGGAGGUCUUACAUCUCCCAUGUCUGAAGCAGUUGUGACUCUUGAGGGUCACAGUAAAAGAGUGGGCAUCCUGGCCUGGCACCCUUCUGCUCUCAAUAUCCUGUUGACUGCAGGGUGUGAUAAUGUCCUGUGUGUGUGGGACGUGGGCACUGGGGAGCUGGUGUACCAGCUCAGUGACGCCCAUCCAGACCUGAUAUACAGCGUGAGCUGGAACUGUGAGGGCAGCAUCCUGUGCACCACCUGUAAAGACAAAGCCUUACGAGUCAUUGAUCCCCGGCGUGGAACAGUUCUUAAGAUGCGGGAGAAGGUUCAUGAGGGCACCAGGCCGAUGAGGGCCGUGUUUCUGGCUGAUGGGAAAAUCCUGACAACUGGCUUCAGUCGCAUGAGCGAAAGACAGCUCGCCCUCUGGGACACGAGAGAUCUUUCUGAGCCAGUGGCCACUCAGGAAUUGGACACCAGUAACGGAGUUCUGCUUCCAUUCUAUGACCCAGACACUAACAUGGUUUACUUGUGCGGCAAGGGGGAUUGUACUAUUCGUUACUAUGAGGUGACAGAUGAGUCACCGUAUGUUCAUUUCCUGAGUCUGUACAGCAGUAAGGAACCGCAGAGAGGUGCUGGUUUCUUAAACAAACGAGGAGUAGAUGUCAACAAGUGUGAAAUAGCAAGGUUCUACAAACUGCACGAGAGGAAGGUUGAGCCCAUAUCUAUGACUGUGCCAAGGAAGUCUGACCUGUUUCAAGGGGAUCUGUACCCGGAUACGGCGGGAUUAGAACCCGCUCUACUGGCAGAAGACUGGAUAGCCGGACAGGAUGCUCCUCCAGUCCUGGUUUCCCUCAGCGGGGACUACACGGCUCCUCCAUCCAAAUGCAGCACACUCCAGGGUCGACCCAAAGUGCUCUCUCAGACCAACACUUGUCCCACCGGCACUGCUGAGCCACCAAACCCUAUGACAGUUGAGAUGGAGAGCGAGGGGUUGGGCCACGGACGAGGAAGAGGGGAUGUAGAUGGAGGAAUAGAGAGAGUAAAGAAAGAGGAGGACCAACUUUCUGAUAUCCUGACAGAGAUUCGGGCGUUGCGUGCUCUGUCUCUGGCUCAGGGUCACAGGAUUGACGUCCUGGAAAGGCAGCUCGCCCGUAUUGAGGAUGGAGAAGUGUGAAGGAAUCUAAAAACAUAUGACAACACACAUAGCCUUACCCAGAUUCAGAAGGCUUCACUGAAGGGUUAUGGGAAAUGUAGUUCUAUUACUGUGGAAUAGAGAUACUAAGAAAUAAUUGAGCUUUGAGCUUUAUCAGUACACUUUGGUUUUUAAUGCACUGAAAUUCAAUAUCCUAAAUGCUGCUCAUUUUGU
Messenger RNA from Carassius carassius (crucian carp), 1897 nucleotides. Its product is annotated as coronin-1B-like. NCBI's taxonomy places the organism in Eukaryota, Metazoa, Chordata, Actinopteri, Cypriniformes, Cyprinidae. Gene Ontology annotation, molecular function: actin filament binding. Bases 206 to 1705 code for a protein of 499 amino acids. The transcript has 11 exons. The record is from RefSeq and is a predicted model, not a curated record. Gene Ontology annotation, biological process: cell migration; actin filament organization.